Molecule: messenger RNA, 744 nt
Organism: Jatropha curcas
Lineage: Eukaryota; Viridiplantae; Streptophyta; Magnoliopsida; Malpighiales; Euphorbiaceae
Product: putative expansin-A17
Biological process (GO): plant-type cell wall organization
Cellular component (GO): extracellular region
Source: RefSeq, a predicted model, not a curated record
AUGGUGAUGGCUUUUAUCUUCAUGUUGCUAGGGCUUUCUUCCACAAAACCAAAUGUAGAAGCAGCAACUCCUUUGCAACAAGCUCAUGCCACCUUCUACGGUGAAGGUAGUGGCGGUGCUUGUGGAUAUGCAAAUCUUAAUACCGAUGGGUAUGGAUUCCAAAACGCAGCUUUGAGCACAGUUUUGUUCAAGAAUGGCGCGGCAUGCGGUGGGUGCUAUGAGAUUACUUGUGAUUCUGCGAAAGACCCUCAAUGGUGCAUCAAAGGGAAAUACAUUACAGUUACUGCUACAAAUUUCUGCCCACCAAAUUCCAGUCUUCCCAAUAAUAAUGGAGGAUGGUGCAAUCCUCCACUCCAACACUUUGACAUGUCUACAGCUGCCUUUGAGACUAUUGCCUAUUACAAGGCGGGAAUAGUACCUGUUCUCUAUAGAAAGGUUCCAUGCACUAGAAGUGGAGGCAUAAGAUUUACCAUAACUGGAAAGAGCAACUUUGAGCUAGUGCUAAUAUCAAAUGUAGGAGGACCUGGAGAGAUCUCACAGGUAUGGAUGAAAGCGUCAGGAUCAAACAAAUGGGAAUCCCUGACGAGGAAUUGGGGGGCUAAUUGGCAGAGCCUAAGCAAUCUGCAAGGGCAGAGCUUGUCGUUCACAGUCCAUGCAAGCGACGGGCGUUCCGUCACAGCUCUUAACGUGAUACCUGCUAAUUGGGCGUCUGGCCAGUCCUUCAAAAGCAAUGUUAAUUUCUAG